GCCUUCGCCUUCGCUCGCGUGGCGGGUUGGACUUGAAACAAAAAUAAAUUUGGCAUCGUCUAGCAGAAGACGUACUUUGCCACGAAGAGGAAGCGUUAUACGAACAGAUUUUUCUCCGAAAGAAUCAAGAUGUCGAAUAACGGCGCUCCGGAAGAGAAACGAGCCAAAAUAACUGAGAAAGAAGAAAUGUCUCCAGAGGCGACUGAAGACGACGCUCUUUACCAGGCAGCACUCGAGGAAAUCGAUGAUUGCCAAAGCCAGAUUGAUAGUCUCAAUGAGCAAGCCUCAGAAGAAAUUCUUGCAGUUGAAGUUCGCUUCAAUACACUCAGAAAGCCACAUUACAGCAAACGGGCAGAGAUCAUAGCCAAAGUUCCAAGGUUUUGGAUCACAGCGUUUAUGAAUCAUCCUCAACUGUCCCUGAGUAUUCCUGAAGACCAACAACACUGUCUCCAAUACUUGCAAAAUUUAUUGAUUGAAGAGUUUGAAGACAUAAAAAAUGGUUACAAGAUCAUUCUGAAGUUUGAUCCAAACAAUCCCUACUUUGAAAAUGAUACCUUGGUAAAGGAGUACCGCCUGGAAGUCAGUGGUCAACCCAAAAGUGUAGUCACCCCAAUCAAGUGGAAACCAGGCAAAAAUAUCCUAAAUGAUAAUUCAGAAAAAGGAUCCAGGAAGAGGAAGGCAUUUGAAAACUCUUUCUUUUCCUGGUUUACUGAUUCAAAUCAUUCCAACCUUGAUGAAAUUGCUGAUAUUCUGAAGGAUGAAAUUUGGCCGAAUCCCCUCCAGUUCUUCAUGAUGCCUGAAGCCCUUUCAGAGGAAGGCGAUGAUGAUGGCGAUGUUGACGAUGAAGAAGACGAAGAGGAUGAAGAAGGUGGGGAAGUUGACGAGGGAGAUUCAAAUUACGACACUGAUUAAUCAUGUGAUGCCGUUUUUUUGCGUCGAUCCAAAACUUUGUAUUGUAUGUCAAUGUGCCGAAAAGAUGCGAGUCAGACUGAGAAUGAGCAAUGCCUUUUUUUAAAUAAAAGAAAAUCGGUAACAA
Messenger RNA from Daphnia pulex (common water flea), 1036 nucleotides. RefSeq names its product protein SET-like (gene Set). The transcript is spliced from 4 exons. NCBI's taxonomy places the organism in Eukaryota, Metazoa, Arthropoda, Branchiopoda, Diplostraca, Daphniidae. Gene Ontology annotation, biological process: nucleosome assembly. Gene Ontology annotation, molecular function: chromatin binding; histone binding. Gene Ontology annotation, cellular component: nucleus; chromatin. The coding region runs from base 130 to 912 and encodes 260 amino acids. The record is from RefSeq and is a predicted model, not a curated record.